This is a messenger RNA of Fulvia fulva, 519 nucleotides long. RefSeq lists its product as uncharacterized. Lineage: Eukaryota; Fungi; Ascomycota; Dothideomycetes; Mycosphaerellales; Mycosphaerellaceae. The transcript has a single exon. Bases 1 to 519 code for a protein of 172 amino acids. The record is from RefSeq and is a predicted model, not a curated record.
AUGGACAGUGCACCAUACAGACAACAAGACAUCACCAAAGAAGAGUUCAAGAACUACUACCAGAAGCGACAGCAGCAGAGCGAGUGGUUCAGUCCCAGCUGGGCACGUCAUCGAAUGUCAUGUAUUGGGAUCAAGGAGCAGCCAGCUUGGCAGUUUGACUUUGAGAUCUCUAACAAGACUGCGCAUCCUCUGCUGAUAAUUGGCAACACGCAUGACACAGUGACUCCAAUCGCCAAUGCGAGGAAGGUGUCCACGCUGUUCCCUGGCUCGGUCAUGCUUCAGCAAGAUUCUGAGGGUCACUGUUCUCAUGCUAUGCCUUCGACAUGUACUGCGAAGCAUGUGCGCAGGUAUUUCCAGGCUGGAGAGCUGCCGAAAUUGGGCUCUGUCUGUCAGCCGGACUAUAUGCCUUUCAUCGGUCAGAAUCCGGAGACUCGGUCCACCUCGUCUGCUGAUCCUGCCACCGACGAGCGACUGCGUCAUGCACUGGAAACGCUAUCUGAACCAUGGCUAACAGUAUGA